Molecule: messenger RNA, 2598 nt
Organism: Lates calcarifer (barramundi perch)
Lineage: Eukaryota; Metazoa; Chordata; Actinopteri; Centropomidae
Product: protein tyrosine phosphatase type IVA 3
Exons: 5
Coding region: 43-555 (170 amino acids)
Biological process (GO): protein dephosphorylation
Cellular component (GO): nucleus
Molecular function (GO): protein tyrosine phosphatase activity
Source: RefSeq, a predicted model, not a curated record
GUCAGAAUUCAUCCUGGGAGGUCAAAGGUCACUCUGGCCAUCAUGAAUCGUCCAGCUCCAGUGGAACUGUGCCACAAGAACAUGAGAUUCCUUAUCACCCACAACCCCACAGACAGCACACUCAGCUCCUUCAUAGAGGACCUGAAGCGCUACGGUGCUACCACUGUGGUUCGAGUCUGUGACAUCACAUAUGACAAAGCACCACUUGAGAAAGACGGCAUUACCGUGGUGGAUUGGCCCUUUGAUGAUGGAGCCCCACCCCCGAGUAAGCUUGUUGACGAUUGGUUGAGUCUUCUGAAGAAGAAGUUUCAGGAGGAUCCAGGAUGCUGCGUGGCUGUUCACUGUGUGGCUGGACUGGGACGGGCGCCUGUGCUGGUUGCUCUGGCUCUGAUAGAGAGCGGGAUGAAGUAUGAAGAUGCCAUUCAACUUAUCAGGCAGAAGCGCCGCGGAGCCAUCAACAGCAAACAGCUAACCUACCUGGAGAAAUAUCGAUCAAAGCAGAGACUCCGCUUCAAAGACUCUCACGCACACAAGAACAAGUGUUGCACCAUGUGAACACACUGACACACACACACACACACACACACACACACACACACACACACACACACACAUUCACUCACACACUUAUUGUACCCCUCAAAAAAUGCUCUCAGGAAUCCAACCACACAAGCCUUGUCUCACCCGCAUCAUUGUCCCAUGUGUACUGUGGGAAUUCUUGAAUGUCUCAGUCAUUUCAUUAGAAUGCAUCUUUCUUUGCUCAUUUGUAAUAAUUUCCUGUCUUUUAAAGUUUAUUUUAUCAGCAUGUUUGCUUCAUUAUAUAUCUGCUUUAUUACACGAGUCUGGAAAAGACUCAUUUAGGACAGUGGACAUUAUAUGUUGAGGCUCUUAAAUCACAUUCAAAUUUUCAACAAAUCAAAUUCACAGCAUGUGCCCAUAGGGACACCUGAACAGAUUUGGUGUAGGACUCAUUUAUCAUAUACAAAAAAAACCUCAAAUCACACCUGAUAUUUUGUGAAAAUGCCAUUGAAUUUCAAUGACUUUGUACAGAUGUUCAGUAUGUUUAAACUUAACCAUAAUCAGGGUAUAUAAUUACAUGCAGUGUUUCUGUGUUUUUUGAGAUUGUUUUUUGCUAUGAAAAAACCGUCAGAUACAAUUUCUAAACAAUUUUGGCAGACUUAAACUUAAACACUGAAACACAAGACUAAAAUCACCUCAGCAGCUCAGUAAAUUAGUGUUGGUUCUCCAGGUAGACCUUCUCUUACACUAUUCCUCCUGGUGUCUGUUCUCAGUUUAACAGGAAAUAUAAGGGCUCAUUUUAAUCCCAGCGUUUUCUGCCAUUUGUCUACAAUUAUCAUUAAAAUCAGCCUCUAUAAUGCUACAAUGGAUGAAACAUUUUGGUAAACAUAAAGCCUUUAUUUGGUUUUGUCACAGUCACUGUUUUAAUAUUACAUCAUACACUGUGCUCAAGUGAUGUGUUUACAUAUCUGCGUGUGCAUUAUGUUAUGCUCUGUUUACUGACGCCCACAGAAGGAAACUUACUGGUUAGCAGCACCUGAUUGCAAAGGCAAACAUAGUACAUAUGUGUUACAUAAAUAGGAAAUGUUGAUAAAUCUACUAUAAUCAUACAUGACAUACAUUCAAAGAUUAUGUAAACUAGGUGUAAAUAAUGUUAAAUGAGGGUUCUCUAUAAGACAGGGUGAACCACUUCUCCCAUUCAGUGACUAUAAAAUGCACAAAGAACAUUAAAUCAUUGCUGGUAUUACAAAUAUAUUUUAUAUACUCAUGUGGUCAGUGGGGAAUGUCUAUCAUAUCAGCAGAUGAUCACACUGACUAGCCAAGCUCCAAGGCCAAUUUUGGCCUGAUAAGUAUGUUGAUAAAUUUAGAAAUCGGGUCUAAUCAUAUCACAAAUGUUGCUGUGCAUCAUCACAUCCUUUAGACCUGGUUACAGUGUCUGACACACAUUUUUUUGUGAGGUGGAGUUUACCUUUUCAUUUGUAUUGUUCCUAAAAGAUACAUGUAAGCAACUGCUUCUGAGACUCCUUCCGUUUUUCAUCCCGAAUUGAGUUAUGUUUUUUUUGCUGAUGAUAGAGCAUGCAUUUUUUAUGUAUUAGUAGGCUGCUUAUGAUAGUCUCAUCAUCUGUGUUAUGAAAAACAUCUUUGACCUCAACAAAAAUUUGUGAGGAAGAAAUGAGAGCAGAAGGUAUGAUCUGAAGUAUUGUCAUUGUAAAUGAGAAUUGGUUCUUAAUUGACUCACCUGGUUAAGUAAAGCUUAAAUAAAUAAAUAAAUAAAAGUAAAGAAACAAUUAGAGAUUUAUAGAGGAAACAGGUUCCAUCAUCUUAACCUGUAAGCUCGGUUGUUUUUUCAACAAACUGAUGAUAUGUGUGCCUGUGUUUGCUGGAAUAUGUGUGUGUGUGUCUGUGUGUGUCUGUGCGUGUGUGUGUGUAUGUGUGUGUGUGUGUUUGAUAGCCUUUAGCGGUUGUGCUCAUUGAGACUGGCCUGAGCUGACACAUUUUUAAUGUAAAAACAAAUGCUGUAAAUGUCUGUAUGUCUAUAAAUUCUUGCAUUGUUUAAUAACGGUUUUGUCUCUGUCCCUA